UAUUAUUCGCUGGUAGCCUAAGCGGCUAUUACAGCUACGUAACCGGACGGGUAGGUGAGCUCACUGGCCUAACCUGAGAGAGUUUGCUAACACUAGCCCUAACAAGAGCAGUGCUUCGCAGAAUCUACCGCCGCAUCAGAAUCGCGACCCACUGAGAAAAUCCGGCGUGAAACUCAGUGGGUGCCUUCGAAGGCAAUAAAAAACUAAAAACUGUUCGCUUGUGUGAAGGCCGUCAAGUUUGUUGACAGCCAAUUUACUAAUCGGACCUCAUGACCCGGUGCCCCGACGCUCGACUCGUGAUAUCACGUCGCAUGAUAAUUUAGUUAUUUCGAGACCGUUGUGCGCUCAAGAUGCUGACAAUUUUGUUUUUAUUACCCAUCGUUGUCGGGGUAUUAAGCGGCAACAUCCCAGAACAGCCUCGAGUUUAUUGCGGAGAAUUGCCAAACACGAUAUACUCGUGUCUUGGCAACCCUAAGAUAAUUCAACCCGAAGUAUCGGAAAAAUGUAACAAACCUAUUUCCGAGUGCGACAAAACGAGAUGUAUCUUCAAGGAAUCCGGCUGGGCUAAGAACAACGUUAUAGACAAGAAGAAGGUUUCUGAUUAUUUCGAACAGUUCGCCAAGGAUAAUCCCGAUUGGUCUGCAGCGGUUCAGAACUUCAAGACAACUUGUUUAUCCGACAGUUUGAAGCCGCAGGGCGUUGAUACGAACUGUCCUGCGUACGACAUUAUACACUGUGCUCUGAUCAGCUUUAUCAAAUUCGCAUCUCCGUCCCAAUGGUCGACUUCGGAGCAGUGCGUGUAUCCGAGGCAGUACGCGGGCGCCUGUCCCGUCUGCCCUGAACGGUGCUUCGCCCCAUCAGUACCGAAUGGUUCGUGUAACGCGUGCCUCGCCCUGCUCCGCACACCGUGAUCAUGUCCAGACGUCAGAACACCUUUCAGAACAAUGCAUAAAUGCAGCAAUCAAUUUCGAUAACAGUGUUUAAAUAAAAUAUUGACUUAAA
Molecule: messenger RNA, 1002 nt
Organism: Bombyx mori (domestic silkworm)
Lineage: Eukaryota; Metazoa; Arthropoda; Insecta; Lepidoptera; Bombycidae
Exons: 5
Coding region: 351-911 (186 amino acids)
Source: RefSeq, a predicted model, not a curated record